Messenger RNA from Lutzomyia longipalpis, 2374 nucleotides. RefSeq names its product proton-coupled amino acid transporter-like protein CG1139. Gene Ontology annotation, cellular component: vacuolar membrane. Lineage: Eukaryota; Metazoa; Arthropoda; Insecta; Diptera; Psychodidae. Gene Ontology annotation, biological process: amino acid transmembrane transport. Gene Ontology annotation, molecular function: amino acid transmembrane transporter activity. The record is from RefSeq and is a predicted model, not a curated record.
AAAAAAUUUUUUAAUGGUGUGAUUCAUAAAAGUUCUUCGCACCAAAAAAAAAUCAUCUCCAGCAGUUUAUUAAUUUAUUUAGAGAAAAGUGCUCUGUACAAUUACACGUUUAGCUCCUCACGAGUAUAUCGCAAGUAAUCUGUCUUAUCAACACGCAAUUCAUAAUGAUAAAUUGUGCUCUAUUGUGUGUUGUAAAUUAAAAUCAGCUGUUCCACAAUGGAAAGUACUCCCAUGAAAAAUCUUCAGCAAACAAAGAGCACGACGAAUAAAAUGGCCACAGAACGCCAACCACUUCUAUCACAGGCAGAACCACCGGCUGAGACUACACCUGCUGUGAUGCCACCGCGUCCGGAUGUCCGGACCUCUCCAGAAUCUGCUCUCGUGGAUGUCCACAGUGAGUCAUCUGUUGUGGAGGAGACCAUCGAGGGGGAUUCCAAGGAGAGCUUGUACGAUUCAACAAUGUAUGAUCCAUGGUCAAAUAGAAAACUCGAGCAUCCAACAUCGAAUCUCGACACACUGAUACACCUGCUAAAGGGAAACAUCGGUACGGGUAUCCUGGCUAUGCCGGAUGCCUUCAAAAAUGCUGGCCUCUAUGUUGGGCUCUUUGGCACACUGCUGAUGGGUGCUAUUUGCACGCAUUGCAUGCACAUCCUCGUUAGGUGCUCCCACGAACUCUGUCGCCGCCUACAAAUACCCUCACUUGGCUUCUCGGAGGUGUGCUGUGCAGCCUUCGUGACGGGUCCUUUUGGGUUACGGCGCUACGCGCAACUAGUGAGGAUAAUUAUAAAUAUUUUUCUGUGCAUAACACAGCUGGGCUUUUGCUGUGUCUACUUCCUCUUUGUUGCCCUCAAUUUGCAAGAGGUCAUUGCACGGUACUACGUAAAGGUGGACGUCCGUGUGUACUUGGUACUCAUCCUCAUUCCAAUGAUUGCCCUCAAUAUGGUGCGGAAUCUCAAAUAUCUCACUCCGGUGUCCCUCCUGGCGGCUGUUCUCACCGUUUCCGGGCUCACAAUUACCUUCUACUACGUCCUCCAGGAUCUCCCACCGUCUUCCAGUGUACAUGGCUUCUCAACGUGGGCACAGCUACCGCUGUACUUUGGCACAGCCAUUUAUGCAUUUGAGGGCAUUGGGAUUGUGUUACCGCUUGAAAAUAAUAUGGGUACGCCGGAAGAUCUGGGUGGUGCUACAGGGGUGCUCAACACAGGGAUGGUCAUUGUUGCCUGCUUGUACACGGCUGUGGGAUUCUUUGGGUAUCUCAAGUAUGGAGAUGCCGUCAGUGGAAGUAUUACGCUUGAUCUACCAAAUACAAUGCUGGCCCAGUCUGUGCGAAUUGUGAUGGCAGUGGCGAUUUUCUUCUCAUGUCUUCAAUUUUACGUUCCCGUAAAUGUGAUUGGACCCUGGGUGAAGAGUCACUUCCAGUCUGAACAACAUAAAAUGUAUGCUGAUCAUCUUUUCCGGAUUGCUCUUGUCUUCUUUACGUUUAUACUCGCAGCAAUCAUUCCUAAUCUCGGCGGUGUAAUCUCCCUCGUGGGUGCCAUGAGUAGCUCAAUGUUGGCCCUCAUCUUUCCACCACUCAUUGAAAUUGUUACAUUCUGGCCAACUGAUCUUGGGCGGUACUACUGGAUCCUCUGGAAGGAUCUCGCUAUCAUGAUCUUUGGCAUUUGUGGCUUCUUCUUUGGCACAUACACGAGUCUCUGGCAAUUACUCAAUCAACAUACGGACGCCUAAAGGCAUUUUUUGACAUAUUCCACCAUUCAAGGGGAGCCCUGUUCAGCCACCCGAAUGGAGGAUAUUUUACCAAAAUGUUCUUUAUUUUCUAUUUUUGUUAGAUCCAUGUCUUGCGAUGUGUUCUAAUUAUUUUUUUUCUACCCUAUUUAUAUCAUACUUCCAGUGUGAUUGUGUGUGAAACUCCUUGAGUUUAUCGCGCAAAAAAAUGACAAUAAUAUUUAUUAGGUAAAAGAGAAAACAAUAAAUUGUUAAUUUAGAGAUUUAUUUAUAAAUGCCCUUAAAGUGUUUCAUCAGGUAAGAGAGAAAAAUGAAAAAAAAAAAUUUUCCAACAAAUCCAGAGAGAGAACAAAGAAAAAAAAACUAUUAGUUUAGAUAGGGAAUUUAUUUUCUUGUGUUAAAAUUAAACAAAAACGUUGCUCUGUGUGGCUUAGUUGAAAAUUUAUUAAUUUUUUUUUCUAAAUAAAGUAUAAAAAAAUGAAUAUUUUUUGUUUAUAAAAUAUUCCCGUUAAAGUGGACAAUAAGUGUUAAGAUUUAUUCUUCAAAACCAGUAAGAAAGAAUUGUAUUUCCUAUAUUGAAUGUUAUACAAAGAGUAAAAAAAGAUGUAUAAAAAAAUGGAAUCUAUUUCAAUUAAAUCAUUAAAAAGCA